Asparagus officinalis (garden asparagus) is the source of this 819-nucleotide messenger RNA. RefSeq lists its product as uncharacterized. Lineage: Eukaryota; Viridiplantae; Streptophyta; Magnoliopsida; Asparagales; Asparagaceae. The record is from RefSeq and is a predicted model, not a curated record. The transcript has 2 exons. Bases 1 to 819 code for a protein of 272 amino acids.
AUGUUAAGAAGUUUGUUCCUUCGUAUUGUUGAUGUAGUAAAAGAUCAUGACUAUUACUUCCAACAACAAAGUGAUGGACUUGGUAGAAUGAGAUUAUCACCGUUACAGAAAGUAACAGCUAUUUUUUGCAUGUUAGCAUACGGUCUACCAGCUGAUGCUACGGACGAAUACAUUAAAAUAAGUGAGUCAACAGUGAUUGGAAGUAUGACAAAAUUUUGUCGUGCUAUGGUGGAGAUAUUCGCAGAGCGGUAUCUACGAACACCUAACGCUAAUAAUAUUGCUAGGCUACUCUAUAUUGGUAAAAAACGUGGUUUUCUAGGAAUGUUAGGAAGUCUUGAUUGUAUGCAUUGGAAAUGGAAAAAUUAUCCAACGGCAUGGUCUGGGCAAUACGCAAGACGUAAUGGGUCACCAACUAUUAUCCUUGAAGCUGUAGCAGCUUAUGAUCUUUGGAUAUGUCACGCAUAUUUUGGUAUGCCAGGCACCAAUAAUGAUAUCAAUGUACUGGAGUCAUCUAAUCUUUUCUCUUAUCUAGCUCAAGGAUCAGCACGUUUUUGGAAAAAACAUGCAUUACAUGACAUAAUGACUGCUUGCAUUAUUAUGCACAAUAUGAUAAUCGAGGAUAAACGUGAUCUUUGUGCACCAAUUCAAGAAGUGAGGGAAGCACCAACACCAGAAGUUGAUACUGUAGCAGAUAAAACUACAAGAUUUAAUCAAUUUAUUGCACGUUACAGACAAAUCAAGGAUAAAGAUGCCCAUAUUUCGCUUCGUAAUGCAUUGAUAGAUCGUCUAUGGGAGGAAUACACUAAUUCAGAGAGCUAA